Molecule: messenger RNA, 2099 nt
Organism: Sus scrofa (pig)
Lineage: Eukaryota; Metazoa; Chordata; Mammalia; Artiodactyla; Suidae
Gene: GRN
Product: granulin precursor
Cellular component (GO): extracellular region
Source: RefSeq, marked provisional
AGCUGACCGCGACGCAGGUGGACCAUGUGGACCCUGGUGAGCUGGGUGGCCUUGGUGACAGGGCUGGUGGCUGGAACACAGUGCCCGGAUGGUCAGCUCUGCCCCGUGGCCUGCUGCCUGGACCCGGGAGGAGCCAGCUACAGCUGCUGCAAUCCCGUUCCGGACAAGUGGCCCAAGGCACUGAGCCAGCAUCUGGGCGUACCCUGCAAGACUAAAGCCCAGUGCCCUCCUGGCCACUCCUGCAUCCUCACCACCAAUGAGACCUCCAACUGCUGCCCGUUCCCAGAGGCCGUGUCAUGCAGGGAUGGCCUCCACUGCUGCCCGCAGGGCUUCCACUGCAGUGCUGAUGGGUGGUCCUGCCUCCGAAGACCAGAUACCAAGCCCUCGGAUGACAUCCUGUGCCCCAACAGCCAGUUCCAUUGCCCCAACUCCUCCACGUGCUGCACUAUGCUUGACGGCUCCUGGGGCUGCUGCCCCAUGCCCCAGGCUUCCUGCUGUGGAGACAAGGUGCACUGCUGCCCCCACGGCACCUCCUGUGACCUGGCCCAUUCCCGCUGCCUCACAGUGACCAACACCCACCCCAUGGCAAAGAUCCCUUCACAAGAGACUAUAAAGACAGCCGUCCAGUGCCCAGAUGCAGAGUCCCAGUGCCACAAUAAUUCCACCUGCUGCAAGCUGUCCAGUGGAAAGUAUGGCUGCUGCCCGUUGCCCAAUGCCACCUGCUGCUCCGAUCACAUACACUGCUGCCCCCACGGCUUUGUGUGUGACCCGGUCAAGAAGAAGUGCUUCUCCAAGGAGAAUGAAGCCAUAGACUUCUUCACCAAGUUGCCAGCGCACUCAGUGCAGGAGGUGAAGUGUGACACAGAGGUGAGCUGCCCGGACGACUACACCUGCUGCCGCCUGCAGUCCGGAAAAUGGGGCUGCUGCCCUUUUGUCCAGGCUGUCUGCUGUAACGACCACGUACACUGCUGCCCGACCGGAUAUCAGUGUAACAUAGAGAAGGGCACCUGUGACCUGGAGACCCAGUGGGUGCCCUGGAAGGAGAAGAUCCCGGCCAGCCUCAGCCGGCCGGACCUCCUAGCCAUGGAGAGAGAUGUCCCCUGUGAUAACGUCUCCAGCUGUCCCUCCUCCAGUACCUGCUGUCCAGUCACGCCUGGAGAGUGGGGCUGCUGUCCUGCCCCAGAGGCUGUCUGCUGCUCGGACCACCAGUACUGCUGCCCCAAGGGCCACACGUGUGUCGGCAAGGGACACUGUAAGAGGAAGAAGGACAUGGUGACCGGACUGAACAAGAUGCCCACCCGCCGGGCUUCCGCGUCCCAGCCCGGAAACACCACGGGCUGUGACCAGCACACCAGUUGCCCGGUGGGGCAGACCUGCUGCCCGAGCCUGAGCAAGGGCUGGGCCUGCUGCCAGCUGCCCCACGCCGUGUGCUGUGAGGACCGCCAGCACUGCUGCCCGGCUGGCUACACCUGCAACGUGAAGGCCCGAACAUGUGAGAAGGAGGAGGACUCUGCCCUCCCUGCCACCCACCUGGCCCGUGUGGGCGACGUGGCGUGUGGGGAACGGCGCUUCUGCCACAACAACUAUACCUGCUGCCGAGACAGUCUUGGAGGCUGGGCCUGCUGUCCCUACCGCCAGGGCAUCUGUUGUGCAGACGGGCGUCACUGCUGCCCGGCAGGCUUCCGCUGUGGGGCCAGGGGCACCAAGUGCUUGCACAAGGAGGCCCUGCGCUGGGACGCUCCUCUGAGGGACCCGGCUCCAAGACAGCUGCUGUGAGGAGGGCCCGAAGACACUCCGCAGCCCUCGGGACCCUGCUCGGAGGGUGCCCACUGCUCAGGCCUCCCCAGCACCUCUCCCUCACUGAAUUCUCCAGAACCCCCCUUCUGAGUUCCCCCCAUCACCCUAGAAGGUGGGGCCUCAAUUUAAGGUCCUCCCUAUUGGAAGGGGGGGCUGUGGCGAAGGCCACAGUUCAAGCUGCCAUCCCCUCCCCCCGAUUUUAGUGGACCCCGUGGCCAGGUGCUCUUCCCUAUCCACGGGGGGUGGUGUGUGUGCGUGUGUGUGUGUGUGUGUGUGCGCUGCAAUAAAGUUUGUACACUUUC